UGCUCUUGACCAGGAAUCAAACCUGAGCUCCCCCCUCCCCUUGUGCAGGCGAGGCUUUAACCACUGAGCCACACCCACCAGGACAGGUGCAUAAUGCUAUUUUAAUUACUUUCUUUGGUGUGAAAAAAAUGGACUGUAAUAGUCGGGAUACAAGUACACAGUAUUUGAACAAAUAGAAGAGUUGGUAUGAAAUAAUUUGAAGUAGCUCAUCACUUAUUGCAUCAAAUGCUUCUUUAAUGCCUGAUUUAUACAUGGCCUCUCUUCUAUACCAUGUGAGUUUUAUAGAAAGAUACAGAUAUUACUUAAGAAUGACCUGCUCUUGAUAUCUAAAAACCUAUAAUAUGAUCUUUAUGGAAUUUUCAGCCAUAACUGUCAGAAAAUGGGUUGCAUAGGUGACAGAUGAGCCCUGAUAAUUUUUGUAAUGCAUUGAACAAAACUGUUUUGCCAAUUAUUGUAUGUGUACAUUAUUUAAAAUUUAUGAAGUAAAUCUUAAUAUGCUUGAAAAACAUUUUCCCCCGAUUCUACCUUGGACUAGGUAAUGAAAAAUUUUCUUUUCUCCAGCAAUAUGGAAAAGUAUGUCACCUGUUUCCUGGUUAAUGAAGUAAAUUCUGUUAAGAUUAGUGCCAAAUAUGUUAGAUGACCAACCAGCUAUUUGGUGAUUUGUUCUGUGGCUUCCAGACCUUCAUGUUCUCAGCCCAAGGGGCCCAGUAUAGCUGAGCAGAGGGAGUGAAAGGAUGUCAGGUGGUGUGUCAUCAUGCCAGUCAGUUAAAAAUAACUAUGUUAUUAGGUUUGUAUAUUUGAAGACUAUAAUAACUGAAACUAGGAAGUAUUCGAGUAAAUUGCUUCACAAGUGGUUAACUAGAAAAUACGUUCUUUGUUACUUAUAUAUCACUAGAGGCCCAGUGCCUGAAAUUCAUGCACAGGUAGGGUCCCUGCCGGCUGCCGGCUGCCAGUCCGGGCUUCCCGUCCCUGGCUGCCGGCUGCUGGUGAUCGUACUCCUGGUAGGUUGAACUCCCGAGGGGACACUGCAUAUUAGGCUUUUACAGAUAUAGAUAAUACCCCAAAUGAGCCUCUAACCAUUACUUAAUUCUUACAAUCCUAUAUGUAAAAGGGACAGUUUAUAUCUACUUGUGGUUUUUAAUAUAAAAAUUUUUAUGAAAGUACAUAAAAAAUUUCAGAUUUCUUGUUUCUUAUUUUGAAGGCUCAAAAUUAAUAUAUAAGUAUUAUGUUUAUCUUAUGUUUAGGAUUUUAUGAAAAUGGAAAAUUAUGAGGCAUUUGUAGGCUUUGAUCUCUGUCAGAUGCCACUUUCCAGUGUUGCUCAGAAGAUUAUGUCUGCUAUGCAUUCAGGUGAUUUAGUGGAGUCUAAGAAUUGGAGAGAGAGUGAAAAGACUGCAGAAGUGGUAAACAAACCCAGUGUUAUGUAUUCAGUACUACCUGAAGAUGGGAAGAAUCAAACACUGGAAAAAAUGGAUCUUCAUUCUUUCACAAGCCAGACAUCAAGUGCUUCCCUCAGACUCUCUCAGUCCUCCAGUAUCAGACUCACAGAUCAGCUGUUUACUGAGCAAAGACAGAACAUCAGCUCAUGGGCUCCUUCCAGCUGUCCAACUCCACAGUGUAACCAAGCGGCUUCAGUUCUACAGGAGAAGGAACAUAAAAGAAAACACUUCCUAAAACAAUAUCUAAAUAAUGAAAAUAAAGAAAACAUGAAUCUUAAAAGAAAACAUAUUACAUGUCAUAAUUCACCGGAGAAAAUGAGUAAACAUACAGCAUUGAAAGAAGAUGCUGAGGAGGUAGAAGCCGCCCUGAAUUCCGGGAACUCGGGGGCGUUCAGAAACCAGUUCUGUGACAUCAGGCAUUUGGAUGAUUUGGAGAAAAGCCAGCUGAUCGAAAUGCUCAGACAGGCAGUAUCCCUGGUGGUAACUCUGAUGUACAAGGAUGGUUCAACCCAACUAAGAGCUGACCAGGCUCUAGUUUCCUCUGUGAAAGGAAUUGUGAUGUUGCUACAGAGCCACACAGAAGGCUGUGGUCCUCCGGCUGCCUCAGCCCCUGGCCGUGUUCUGGAGGCAGGAGUCAGACCCAGCGAUUGGUGCAUCUACAUAGAAACGGUGCAGUCUGCUGUUUGGAGCCAAGAACAAGAAGCACAUAAUCAAUUUGCCAGGAACGUGCUGUUUCAGAUCCUGAAAUGUACCUGCCCUGUGAUUUGUUUCAAUGCUAAGGAUUUUGUGAGGACCGUGCUGCAGUAUCUGGGUGAUGAUGGCAGCUGGAAGCACGUGGCUGGCUUUGUCGGGCUGGACCCUAGGGUUGCCGCUUGGCUUAUAGAUCCUCGUGAGGCCGCACCCUCUUUUGAGGAUUUAGUGGCGAAAUCCUUCGGAAACGCCGUCGCGGUGAAAGUGAGCAGCACGUACGGGAAUUCCUCAAGAAAUACUGUGAAUCAGAAUGUAUGUGCGAACCUGAGGGUCCUCCACAGGCUUACGAUGGACCUCUGUUCUCAGCUGAAGGCUUACGGUUUAUGGCAGCUGUUUUGUACCUUGGAGCUUCCUCUGAUACCCAUUUUGGCAGUGAUGGAAAGCCACAGCAUUCGGGUGAACAAGGAAGCCUUGGAGAGGACCUCCGCGAUCCUCGGGUCUCGUCUCAAGGAACUGGAGCAAGAAGCCCACUUUGUGGCAGGAGAGCAGUUCCUCAUAACCAGCAGCGCUCAGCUUCGAGAGAUCCUCUUUGGCAAGCUGAAGCUGCACCUGCUGAGCCCCACGGAGAUGCUUCCCAAGACGGGGCUGCGGGGCCACCUGUCCACAUCCGAAGCCGUGUUAACUGCUCUGCAAGCCCUCCAUCCAUUACCCAAGAUCAUUUUGGAAUACAGGCAGGUUCACAAGAUCAAGUCAACUUUUGUGGACGGGCUGCUCGCCUGCGUGAAAGAGGGCGCCAUCUCCUCCACGUGGAACCAGACGGGGACAGUGACCGGAAGGCUCUCCGCCAAGCACCCGAAUAUCCAAGGCAUCUCCAAAAACCCAGUUCAGAUUACUAAGCCUCGGAAUUAUAAAGGGAAGGAAGAGGCCACCCUCACCAUCUCCCCGAGGACCAUGCUCGUCUCCGCCAGGGGCCACACCUUCCUGGCGGCAGACUUUGCGCAGAUUGAGUUGCGCAUUCUAGCACACUUAUCUGGGGACCCAGAGCUUCUGAAGCUAUUCCAGGAACCUGAGAGCGACGAUGUCUUUUCCACCCUGACUUCACAGUGGAAGGACAUCCCCGCAGAUCGUGUGACGCACACAGACAGGGAGCAGACCAAGAGGGUGGUGUACGCCGUGGUGUACGGAGCAGGGAAGGAGCGGCUUGCUGCCUGCCUUGGAGUUCCUGUUCCAGAAGCCUCCCGGUUUUUGGAAAGUUUCUUGCAGAAGUAUCAGAAAAUCAAGGACUUUGCCCAAGCAACCAUUGCCCGGUGUCACCAGACAGGCUACGUGGCGUCCAUCAUGGGCAGGAGGAGGCCACUGCCAAGGAUCCACGCGCGGAACCAGCAGCUCCGGGCACAGGCAGAGCGGCAGGCGGUGAACUUCGUGGUGCAAGGCUCGGCCGCAGACCUCUGCAAGAUGGCCAUGAUCCACGUCUUCGCAGCAGUGGCCGCGUCCCCCACCCUGACGGCCAGGCUGGUUGCCCAGAUCCACGAUGAGCUGCUGUUUGAGGUGGAAGAUGCGCAGGUGCCCGAGUUUGCAGCUCUGGUCCAGGGAGCCAUGGAGGCCUUGCAGCACGUGAGGGCGCUGGAACUGCAGCUGCAGGUGCCCCUGAAGGUGAGCCUGAGCACUGGCCGCUCCUGGGGACACCUGGUGCCACUGCAGGAGGCCCUGCCUCGGCCACGCCCCCGUCCUGCCACAUCUCCACGCAACCGCCUGGCCAGACCGCACCUGCCGUCUUCCCCUGCAUUUCAUCCGUAGCCCCGGCGACAGCGGGGGCAGAAUUGGCUCCCCAGCCCCUGGGUGGCCUCCCCGAGGCCAGGGCUGGUGUCUGUGCUGG
Messenger RNA from Myotis myotis, 4002 nucleotides. It is a transcript of the gene POLN, whose product is annotated as DNA polymerase nu. The transcript is spliced from 24 exons. Gene Ontology annotation, molecular function: DNA binding; DNA-directed DNA polymerase activity. The record is from RefSeq and is a predicted model, not a curated record. Bases 1251 to 3923 code for a protein of 890 amino acids. Lineage: Eukaryota; Metazoa; Chordata; Mammalia; Chiroptera; Vespertilionidae. Gene Ontology annotation, biological process: double-strand break repair; DNA-templated DNA replication.